Messenger RNA from Lethenteron reissneri (Far Eastern brook lamprey), 3441 nucleotides. RefSeq names its product forkhead box protein F1-A-like. The record is from RefSeq and is a predicted model, not a curated record. NCBI's taxonomy places the organism in Eukaryota, Metazoa, Chordata, Hyperoartia, Petromyzontiformes, Petromyzontidae. Gene Ontology annotation, molecular function: DNA-binding transcription factor activity, RNA polymerase II-specific; RNA polymerase II cis-regulatory region sequence-specific DNA binding. Gene Ontology annotation, cellular component: nucleus. Gene Ontology annotation, biological process: regulation of transcription by RNA polymerase II; animal organ morphogenesis.
UGGGAUGGGGAGAGGGGACGAUGACCAUGGAGGUGUCUUCGAGCGUCCACGAGCCUUUAAAGUCACCUGGCUCGGAGGCCGCACGGCCCUGCGGCCACAAGAAACACAGCCCCGGGGCCCAGCGUCGGCCCGAGAAGCCUCCCUUCUCCUACAUCGCCCUCAUCGUCAUGGCGAUCCAGAGUUCACCGGCCAAGCGAGUCACCCUCAGCGAGAUCUACCAGUUCCUGCAGGGUCGCUUUCCGUUCUUCCGCGGCGCCUACCAGGGCUGGAAGAACUCCGUGCGACACAAUCUCUCGCUCAACGAGUGCUUUGUGAAGCUGCCCAAGGGCCUGGGCCGGCCAGGCAAGGGCCACUACUGGACCAUCGACCCGGCCAGUGAGUUCAUGUUUGAGGAGGGGUCGUUUCGACGGAGGCCGCGGGGGUUCAGGCUCAAGUGUCAGGCGUACCGAGGCAGCCAGGCGUUGCUGCACUACGGGCUGGUGGGGCUGACCUCGACGGCUUUCCAUCAUCACGAUCAGUCACAUCACCACCAUCAUAAUCUGCCUCCCCAUCAGACCCUUCAUCAGCAGCACCAGCACAACCAACACCAUCACAGUUAUCAGCAGCAGCAGCAACACCAUCAGCAUGACUACCUACAACACCAUCACCACGAAACCAAUCAUCUUCAGAACAAUGGGCUCCACGAACAGUCGUACGGGCACCUGCAGCACCACCUGGCACUCGGGAUGGACGUUCCUAGGCCUGCCCUGCACCACGCUAAUCAACAUUCAGGGCCAGAUCUACCAAAGUCGCCCGGCUUUACAAAGGUCGCGUAUGCGGAAGGGGCAACGUGCAGUCUCAAGGAGGCUUCGGCGACGAUGGCGCGGAGCGGGAAGGAAGCGCUCGGCUCCUGCACGGUGGCUGAUGAUGGGCCACAGUCGGCGGCGACCUUCGGAGGAGACGGGUACGCGGGCGGGGUCAACGGAGCAAGGCGGUGGCUGCAGGGGUCGCCCGGCGGCCGUGACCGUCGCCAGAGCCAAAGAGUCGAUGACGGGCGGCCCAGCUCGGGGCAGCAGCUGGGCCUGGGGGAGGACGCGUGCUUCGGGAAGGGAGACGAGCUCACGUCCUCCGAGCUGAGCAAGGGCUCACUGGGCCACCUGGGCGCCGGGACGCACGGGUCCAAGGACGUGCGUGCGGUGGAGACGACAGACGUCCUGCAGGACGUGGGGUCUCGUUUGGGUUUUAUCCGAGGCAGCAGCCACUCCGUUGGCGAUUUGAGCGCGGUGCACCACCACCUGUUCUUGGGGAGCACGGGCUUCUCCAGCGCUGACCAGGCACCUCAUCUUCUACCUCAUCAUCAUCAUCAUCCACCUCUGUACGCACCACCUCCUGUUCAUGGGCAAGGGUCGCCUGAAUUUUCCACCGGCCUGAGUCCAACGUGGCACCAGAAUUGUUCGCCUGGCAGCUCGCCAAGCCUCACCCGUCUUUCGCCGGCAGAGAAAAGUCGGCCACAUUUUAUCCACCAUCUCACCAAUCAUCACCACCAGCAGCAGCAUCAGCAGACGGGAUCCUCCUACCUUUCAUACGGUGGCAGCACUGCAGAAGACUUCCCGCUGUUCCUGUGCCCCUCUCCACCUGAAGACAGAAAGGACUUUACCUUGGGCUUAACGAACGCCGGCCACGCCAGACAGCCCACGCACCUGGGCGACCAGUCCCUGUGUACACCUGGCCAUGCCUCUUCGUACGACGUCAAGCCCUGCCUCAUCUGAGACGAAGACCCGCGGCCAUCUGGGAGGCCCCGAAUGGCCCGUCGAAGUUGUUCGGAAGUUGAGACCUCAACGUUUUGAUGGCCUGGGAGCAUGAUUUACAUCCAAAAGGAGUGAUGAUGAACUCUGGACGCUGAGGAAUUAGGCAAGAGUUAAGAUGAAGUGUGAACGUGUCGACAGUGCCCAUCUGAGCUUCAGGAAUCAGUCGUGCUAUCUGUUGAUGUGCCUCCUGGGCAGCCUUAGAUGGCACCGAUGUUGUUGCCGAUUUUGUACUCAACAAGAACACUACGGUAUGUGUAAAAAAACAUAUAUUUUUAAAUGUUUUAUCAUGUCAAUGUAACAUGUUUUAUUCAAACAGCCUAUUGGAAUGGUGGACCAAAGUUUUCCAACAGCCUUUAUUUCAGCAGCCAAACGCUGUAAUGCAAUGGGUUCCACCUCUCUGGGUCUCAUCGGCAGAAUAUGGCCCUGCUAAACAUAUGCACCCGAAUUUCCUGAUGUAAUAGGCAAGAGUCCUUUCACGGAUACUGGGUGGCCUGUUCAUAUUGACGUAUGCAGUAAUAAUCAAAACGAUGCCCUUGACGUAUCAAGGCGAUUUUAAUGAGGGUGCUUGCCAUAUGUAGCUCUGCUAUUGUUCGCUGUCGUUGCUUAGCAUGAUGACGUUGGUGUGUUUACAAUUAAUUUUACAGAUUGUUGCUUGUACUGCCAUUUGAUAGAAACUGUUUCAAACGCAUCGUAGCACGUGCUGCCCUUGUAGCACACGAGCAGCCUGCGCACGUGAUCGUCUGUCCGUCCCUCCAGCCAGCCAGCGAGCAAAACUUGUUAUAAUAUAUUAGCACGGACAUUUUUUUAAGUUUUAGUGUUCCCCGGCACAAUUGAGCCUUUUGGUAGUGUCACAUCAGUGUUGGCAGUCCAGUCUAUUGUGUAAAUUCCACAUUCGUAUGGCUGGAGGGUCAGUACAUCUGUUGGACAACGAAUGCUUAACUUCUAACCAAGCAAAUGUCGGCGUCCAAAGUGGUGCUUUUGUUCCUGGCACCAGAUUGAUGAUGGUGAUGAUUGUGAAGUUGGAGUUGACCCCGGAUGGCGUUGAACUCAUGUUGCUGCGGUAUAUUUCAGUAUUAAUUAAACAUAUCUAUUAAAUGAUAAUUAUAGACUCUAUCAAAGCAUAAAACAAUGAACAAAUUAUAAUUUGUUAAAUUGAUUAUAAUCAAACGUGGCAAUUAUCUGUGAUCAGUUCAAAUGAGGUAACUUUUGACACAUUUCCUCCAAAAUUCGGCGAAUCAUGAGUUACAUUGCAAGCUGAUUUUGAGAUGUAUAUAUAUUUAAAUCUUAAAUCCAAAUGUUUAGCUUUACAAAGAUUCCAAAGCCAUCGUUUCUUACCUAAAAGCGUCGCCUAGUUUGAGUGUCCUACCUGGGCCCGGUCAUCCAGGCAAGAGGGGGACGGGGAACAAUGAAGGCCUAAUUAGUAAGAUGACAUCAUUGAUGUUAAUAAGUAAUUAUUUACUCUUACAACUUAAAUUGUAAAGUUAUUUUUUACUAUGCAACAGAUUAACAAUUUGUUAGUACUAUUUACCUACUUAUGUGCUUUAUAUUCCGAAUGUUUUUGUUGUAAAUAUUUGCAAGUGUUUUCUCACCGUAUGAUAAGCUCUCUAUAUUUGUAAUAUUUGCUUUCGAAUAAAACCACCAAUUUAAUAUAAAA